AUGCCCUCCUUUGAGCAGCGCUUUCAGAUGAAUCCAUCCAUUGGGAAAUCUACAAAGGUACUGAUCACCAACGACCCGAACGUCGGAUUCCCCAAAUGGUUCGGAAACAGGGGGAAUCACCUCGCUGUGCUGAUGCUUGGAUGGGCCUAUGCCUUGUCUGCGCGUUGGACCGUCAUCAUUCCCCGCGCGGCCCCGAUCGAGUAUACCGGCAUUCAGGCCAGGUGGGCAGGCGACCAGUCCCAUGCAUCGGAGGACACAACAACCAUUGUUGUGGAACUGCGUGUCGUGAAUGACGACGCCGCGCGCUGGUGGGCCGCGGUUCUCGCCCCCGGGGCAGGCUGGAAAGCCUCGAUCCCCCACGAACGCUACCAACUUUUGUCGCCCUGGACCGUGACGUUGGAGUCGAUGCCUGCCAUGCUUCUAUCUGGCACCUCAAAAAACGCAGCCCAUUCUUCGCGAUUCCCUCCGUCUUUCGAGGCUGCUGUGCGUUACAUCGAAGAAUAUUCGGCCCUUCAUUCGGCCAAGGAUCAGAAUCGCGCAGCUCUGGCAGCGGCCCUUCUCCUUCCUUUGGCCAAUCUCGACUGCAGAAGGGUCUCGCUUCCGCCGCCCCAGAUGUGUUAUGGGGGAGCCUCGAGCAUGGCCUCGCCGAUUCCGAUCUGGGGUCAAGAUCUUCGGCAACUGGAUAGGCUGCUAACGCUCAGCUGCAACUCUUGGGGUAUGAAGUCCAUUCUGGGCAGUCUCUUCUACGAACCUGAAAUACCAUGCAAUGUAUGUGGAGCAUGGUUACAAGGCACAAUUGCCGUUCUGCAGUCCGAGUACGCCCAGGACCUUCAUAUACUUGCCUGCAUGUUCUUUAUUCGAGGCCCCCGUCUCAGCUUCCUCUGGCUCGGGGCCAUGAUUACCGGUGCCCACAAGAGCUUUUUGAGGAAUCUUCAUGGGCUCCUCGGCCUUAACCGAAUUGACCUCCACGAGGCAGCUUGGACAGGAACUGUCCUGUCAUUCAUUCAGGAGCCAGUCUCUUACCUCCCCAACGAGACAAACUCUAUCACUCGUGCUGAUGAAUGCAGAUUGGAGUACCUCUGUCAAGGCGCCUACAAGGAGAGAUCUCCUCCAAUCUACCCAUACCCUCCACCGGGCGCAACAGCCAUCGAGGAUUUGAACCUUGAUGUCCGAACUCAUGCGCUGUGCCCAGGCAAGCAUGGGCUAAGGUUCUCAAAGAUCAGAUGGACUUGCGUUGGCGGAAGAAAUGAAAUCCAAGAAGCAGAGAACAUUUGCACCUUAUCCCGCGACACGACAAACCUACCUUGGCCAGAUACAGGCGAAGCUGCAUUUGUGCCUGAUUGCCAUCGAUUGCAUCCAAGAAUGGACCUUUCUGACAUGGUCACGCGCAAUGUCUUCAUGUGGAUGCGAGAGAUCGACGGCUUUCCCAUCGCAGAGCGAGCCAUCUACCACCAUGAAUGGCUGGACGGCCUCCACCGUGACCCUCACUGCACCGUCGACGCGUGUAGAGCCAAGGACCAGGAAUGGAGCAAGGCCGAAGUCGGAGAGAUCCGACAGGUCAUUGAAACGAGAUGGGUUUGA
Hirsutella rhossiliensis is the source of this 1581-nucleotide messenger RNA. RefSeq lists its product as uncharacterized. The coding region runs from base 1 to 1581 and encodes 526 amino acids. The transcript is spliced from 2 exons. Lineage: Eukaryota; Fungi; Ascomycota; Sordariomycetes; Hypocreales; Ophiocordycipitaceae. The record is from RefSeq and is a predicted model, not a curated record.